AUCUCGUUCGACUCCGAUAUUUACUAACUCCCACUCAUAUUAAUUUCAAAAUAUAAUAUCUUCUGUUUGUGUUGUUGACAUUAUCGAGACUUUAAGCGGUGGAUUGAAUCAGAUCUUGGGCGAGAACAUGGCGGACGAGAGAUAUAACCGGAAGAACCCGGCGGUGAAGAGGAUUCUCCAGGAGGUUAAGGAGAUGCAAGCUAAUCCCUCUGACGAUUUCAUGUCUCUUCCCCUCGAGGAGAAUAUAUUUGAGUGGCAAUUCGCGAUCAGAGGCCCUAGCGAGACUGAAUUUGAAGGAGGGAUUUAUCAUGGGAGGAUUCAGUUGCCUUCAGAUUAUCCUUUCAAACCUCCUUCCUUCUUGUUAUUGACCCCUAGUGGUCGUUUUGAAACUAACACCAAGAUUUGCUUGAGUAUUUCUAAUUACCAUCCCGAGCAUUGGCAGCCAUCAUGGAGUGUUCGGACUGCUUUGGUGGCUCUCAUUGCGUUCAUGCCUUCAAACCCCAGUGGAGCAAUAGGCUCUGUAGAUUACCCCAAGGAGGAGAGACGUGCACUUGCCACUAAAUCACGCGAGUCACCACCCAAAUAUGGUUCUCCUGAGCGUCAAAAAGUUAUUGAUGAGAUUCAUCAGUACAUGCUCAGCAAGACACCUUCUCCGAAACCUAAUCCUGAGGAAUGUAACAAAACGUCUUCUGCUGAUUCGGAUGGUCAGUCCCAAACCAAGCCGCAGGACACUGAAGCUGCUACAGCCGAACCUGUUACAGCUGUUGAAGAGAAUGGAGUCGAUCAAAUCGCUGAAGAGGCAGGUCAGACAGUUGUUCCUGGAGCAAAUGCAGGGGAAAAUGUUGCAGCGGGAGACAACAGAAACGGUUUGGUGAGGCAGAGGGAGCAAGCGACUGUUGCUGUUAGGGCGGCUCAGAGAAGGGGUGAUGACAGGCUGUUCACGUGGGCAGCGGUUGGACUCACGAUUGCGAUAGUGGUUCUUUUGCUAAAGAAGUUGGUAAGGUCAAGUGGUCACGGCGCUCUGUUUAUGGAUGAGUCGUGAACGCUUAACUCAAAGAUUGGGAGAUGUGGACGAAGAAAGCAUCAAAAGUUGGAAGUAUUUAUAUAUCAUAUGUAUCUAUUACGUAAAUGAAUAAAUAAGUAAUUAAUUAUACUAAAUGAGUUUCUUUGAUAGUGUGCUAAAAACUUUUUCUUUCUGAUU
Brassica oleracea var. oleracea is the source of this 1201-nucleotide messenger RNA. RefSeq names its product ubiquitin-conjugating enzyme E2 32-like. Bases 128 to 1042 code for a protein of 304 amino acids. The record is from RefSeq and is a predicted model, not a curated record. NCBI's taxonomy places the organism in Eukaryota, Viridiplantae, Streptophyta, Magnoliopsida, Brassicales, Brassicaceae. The transcript is spliced from 5 exons.